This is a messenger RNA of Nymphalis io (European peacock), 6781 nucleotides long. It is a transcript of the gene Klp10A, whose product is annotated as kinesin-like protein Klp10A. Lineage: Eukaryota; Metazoa; Arthropoda; Insecta; Lepidoptera; Nymphalidae. The record is from RefSeq and is a predicted model, not a curated record. Gene Ontology annotation, biological process: microtubule-based movement. The transcript has 16 exons. Bases 320 to 2560 code for a protein of 746 amino acids. Gene Ontology annotation, molecular function: microtubule binding; ATP binding; microtubule motor activity.
UAACCGAAAUAAUUUAAAUAUUAGUGCCUCUUUUUCUUUUUAUUUGUCCACGAGUCAUUACUAAUAAUAGAUAGACAAUAAUUAUUUCAUAUAGAAAUGAAGAGUGAUUGAUUUGACUGUUGCACCGAAACAAAUUUGAAACGUUCCAGUCUGAAGUGUGUAGCUAGCUCGAUAUAACUGUCAAUCUGGGUGUAGAAAUUUAUUUGUAAUUUUCACCGGUUCUCAUGUGCAAUUUCCGAAUGUGUUAGACUAUUUUUAAACAAUUGUUUCUUACGAAAUAAUGUUAUUUAGUGUAUGUGGUGCAUAAAGCUGUGCAAAAAUGGAUGACGGUUCUGUAAAAAUCCAGUCCGGGAUCAACAUCAACAUAAAAAGAACAGAUGGACGGAUUCACUCAGCGAUAGUUUCCGGGGUGAACUUGGAAACGCGGUCAGUGACGGUAGAAUGGUACGAACGGGGGGAGACCAAGGGCAAGGAGGUGGAGAUAGAUGCUAUCCUUGCACUCAAUCCAGAGCUCGCCGGUCAGCGCAACCACACACCUCACCUCCAGCCCAUGCCCAACAAGCUAGCGAGGGAUAUGACACGGCAGUCAAUUCCAGUUGCAACCAAAGCUCCGUCUCGGGUCACCCGAAAUAAUCAGAUGCGGUUGUCGAACGCGGGAGGCGCUUACACGAACGGUCACGGCGGAGACACGACGGGGCGACGCGGCGCUGAGAAUGUGCCGCCCCCACAGCAGCCACAGGCACCGCCCAACUCUAGAAUCACACAACAGUUCAACCCGCCGGUGUCGGCGGCGCGGCCGGCGGCGGUGUCGAGCGCGGUGUCGGUGCCGCACGCCGUGGCGUCGGGCGCCGUCCGCCGCUCCAACGUCGUCAAGGAGGUGGAGCGCCUCAAGGAGAACCGCGAGAAGCGGCGCCAGAGGCAGGCCGAGCUCAAGGAGGAGAAGGAAGCCCUGAUGAAUAUGGAUCCCGGCAAUCCGAACUGGGAGUUCUUAGCCAUGAUACGGGAGUACCAGAAUAGUAUCGAAUUCCGACCACUGACAGGGAACGAACCGGUCGAAGACCAUCAGAUCACUGUCUGUGUGAGAAAGAGGCCGCUCAACAAAAAGGAGAACGCUAAGAAAGAGGUGGACGUGAUCAGUGUGCCGACAAAGGACCAGAUGAUAGUUCACGAGCCGAAAAACAAAGUGGAUCUCACCAAAUACCUCGAAAAUCAAAAAUUCCGAUUCGACUACGCCUUCGACGACUCCUGCACUAACGAAGUUGUUUAUAAAUACACGGCCAAGCCGCUCGUGCAGACGAUCUUCGAGGGCGGUAUGGCGACCUGCUUCGCGUAUGGACAGACCGGCUCCGGGAAGACGCAUACCAUGGGGGGAGACUUCCAGGGCAAGAUGCAAGACUGCAAGAAGGGUAUAUACGCGAUGGCUGCGCGCGACGUGUUCACAUACCUCAAGUCGCCCAAGUACAAGCCUCUCAACCUCAUCGUCUCCGCCUCCUUCUUCGAGAUAUACUCCGGCAAGGUUUUCGAUCUAUUAGCGGAUAAGGCGAAGCUCCGGGUGCUAGAGGACGGCAAGCAGCAAGUUCAAAUAGUAGGUCUCACUGAGAAGGUCGUCGACAAUGUGGAUGAAGUGCUCAAACUCAUUCAACACGGAAACGCAGCGAGAACAUCUGGACAGACGUCGGCGAACUCGAACUCGUCGCGCUCGCACGCCGUGUUCCAGAUCGUGGUGCGCUCGCCCGGCAUGCACCGCGUGCACGGGAAGUUCUCGCUCAUCGACCUCGCGGGCAACGAGCGCGGCGCAGACACCUCCUCCGCCAACCGCCAGACGCGCAUGGAAAGCGCAGAGAUCAACAAGUCUCUCCUGGCGCUGAAGGAGUGCAUCCGCGCGCUGGGAAUGAAGGGCAACAACCACCUGCCGUUCCGCGUGUCGAAGCUGACGCAGGUGUUGCGCGACAGCUUCAUCGGUGACAAGUCCCGCACCUGCAUGAUCGCCAUGAUCUCGCCCGCCAUGUCCUCCUGCGAGCACUCGCUCAACACGCUGAGAUAUGCCGACAGAGUGAAGGAGCUGGGCGCGUCGGACGGUUCCCGCGGGCGCGCCGAGUCCCCGCAGGCCGACGUGGAGAUGGAGCCCGCGCACGACGACCUCGCGCACCUGCGCUCGCUCAACGAGGGCGACAUGUCGGCGGAGAUGUACACGUUCCACGAGGCCAUCGACGAGCUGCAGCGCGCGGAGGAGGAGGUGCUGGACAACCACAAGGCCAUCUCCGACUACCUGCAGCACGCGCUGCAGCGCUGCGCAGCGCUGCUGGCGCUCACGCGCGACGUGGACUACGACCAGGACGGCAUAUGGCGGCGCAUUAAACGUCUGCGCGCUGUCCCGAGCAAUGGCCUUGGCACGCGAAGAACAAGCCGCAUGUUAGCAUACGCAACGCAAUGGGAGGAGCUCCUCAACGAGCAGCUCGCGGUGCUGGCGCAGUCGCGCGACCUCGUGGCCGAGUUCCGCGCCAAGAUGCAGCAGGAGGAGCACAUCUCGCGCCGCAUACAGCCCGCGCGGCACCACUAGCGCGCACGUGCGGCCGUGGCGUGCGCGUGCGCGUGCGCGUGCGUGCGUGCGUGCGUGCGUGCGUGCGUGCGUAGUGUCGAUGGAUUGAUCUUUAAAUUUGUUUAUUUGCCUUCGAGGUUCUAGAUGAAACUGUAGCGAGAUUGUCUGGAUACGGUUUCGUUUACGGCGAUGACGAAACGGCUGCUCGAUUGAACGUUGUAUCCGAAGUUCCUAAUUGUAUAUAGACCGUUUGCGUGCAGCGGGUUGCACCGAGUAAAAAUAUAGAUAUUUAAUUGUUUGGUUAUUUUCGAUAAAGCUAAAGUUUUCCUUGUGAAGUUUAUGCAUCGACACUACGUACUGUGGUCUAGUUACACUGUCCAUUACCGUAGCGCAUAUUUAUUAUUAUGAGAAAUGAAGGCUAUGAUCCUGUGAGUACAAUUGCAAAAGUGUAACUAGCGGGAUGCAUUCGCGCGUUCAAGAUAGCGAUUGAAAGUAUGGCGGAUAUAAAUGAGUGAAAUUUUCAGUACAGUAUUGUAACUACAUUUUUAAGACAGAGUCAUAGCUGGCCUAUCCAAGUUUCGCUUUGAUACUGAAAACCGUGACAGUGUUGUCCAAAUAAAAAUUAACACAUUUUGUAUAAAAAGCUUAGAAUACUACGAGGUAACGAGUGCCGUCGGCGUUAUGAACCAUAGACAUAAAUAGUGUUAUAAGCACAAAAGCCUGACGUACAUCACAUGGCAUCGAGGGUACGAUGAUAAAUGCCCUAAAAUGAGCUGAAGUAAACUCGUCUCUAAAGAAGAGACCUUGUAAGACUUGAUUUCCGGCUUUGCAGCGAUAUCGAUUUCAAAUCGAUUAAUGAUCUGUUUAUUUUUCGUGUCUAGGACGACCCACUUGGUGCGACAUUUAAUUUAGACGUUUUUUUAAACAUUUAGUGACUUUUCGAUUUGAAUGCAUUUAACUUCGCUAAAGGCCUACUUCUUUGUUUGUAGAUAUUUUGUAUCAAAUACGAGUUAGGUGGUUAAAUCGAUGUGGUCACCUCGUUUAUCCCGGUGUUAACAUGUUUGAAUUUUUGGCAUGACAAAAUUAUUUAAGGCUAUGUAUGAUUUUAAUUGUAUCAAAUGAAUGUCUACUCAUAAUAAUAUACAAAUCAUUCUAAUUCAACAUUUUUGCAAAAUGACACCGGUCAAUUUUAGCGUUUUAUCAUGUGAAACAGAUUAUAAAUAUGUGCUGAUCAGUAACAGCCUGUUAAUGUCCCACUGCUGGGCUAAGGCCUCCUCUCCCUUUUGAGGAGAAGGUUUGGAGCUUAUUCCACCACGGUGCUCCAAUGCGGGUUGGUAGAAAUGAUGAUGUAGAUAGUGAGAAUGUGCUGAUCAGAGAUUAAAAAUUUAGUUGAAAUAUUUUUUGACAGAAAAAUUUCGAAAUACUCGUACUGUUGUGAGUUAGAUUUAAUAUGUUGGUGUGAAUAAAAAUUGUAACGAUUAUAAACGGCUAGUUGUCUGAAAUAUAAUGUAUUUUACUGAAUAUUGUAUGACAAUUUGUUUAAAGCGUUUUGUUAAGCCGGCGCCACACGUGUUUAUGCAAGCAUUUGUUGAAUGCAACGAAUAUUAAUGUCUACUACCGACAUGUUACGGAAAUGAGGAGGAGAGCGAACUUUUACAUUCGUAAAUAGAAUAUUUACGAAUAUAAUUUAAUUUAAAUAAUUAAAUUAUAUCUGAUUGGAACUUUCCAUGUGUCCGAACAUUAAGUAAAGUAAUCAAUGUAUAUUUUAUUAAAAGAUGAAAUUUUUAACGUCCCACAGCGCUACAAAGACUUACAAGGUUAAUACCAAAAUACAUAUUUUUACAAUAAAAAAUGUAAUUCAUGUCCAGUUUUAAGAUGAUAAGAUUGAUCAUUUGAAUUGUUAUGCCAUUUGUGCCUGUUAGUAAUCUGGCUCACUUGUUUAUUUCCUCGGUAAUAGACGAGUAGCUAGUACAGUUUAGCGAUAAAUAUGUUGAAUAAGUACACUUGAUAGAGAAUCAAUUGCCAGUUCUUAUGCGAUACCAGCAGUCGUGUGGCGCCGGGUCUAGUGUAGAAUGACGUUUCCUUUGUCACCGAGAUGUUAAUCGCAAAGGACAAAUGUCAACUACAUAACUAGUAUACUAUUUGUUUUAAUUCACAUACAGUUUUGUAUAUUAAUUUAAAAUCGUAAAACGCGAAGUUUCAUAGUGAAAAUUUAAGUGAACUCUAUAAUAUAACUAAUUAUUAAUUAUACGAGAAACAAAAAAAAAUGUAAAAUAUAUUCGCUAGAGGAUAUUAUGAAAGAUUGAACUGCCAAUGUUAAUUAAAAAAGACUAAAGCCACUUCACACGAUUGUUUGUAAAUUGAUGAUUAUUUUGUUCUAUAAUUGUUCUGUUGACAAAUUUCGAUGUAUUGACAUUUUAUCUCUAGACAUAUUGUUGAGUAAAACAACGUCUUCCAAGAGGUGAGAUGAAACUAGCGUUCUAUAUAUGUAGUCCUGAACAAUAGAACCCUCGAGCUGACGACUGAUCUAUAACGUUGUAACGUGACAUCCGCAACGAGCGUGCACCAUUUCCAAUGGAUAACGAUACUGAGAAAUUCAAAGCAAUACACGAUACAUUAUUGGGUGUUACGCAAACGGCUCGGCUUACCGUACGGUUUUCACGAAUGCUUACAUUGAUUUACAUGUGUUACAUUACGUGUUAAAUGGUACAGGUCAGUCGCCAUAUUUAAAAAAAAUAUAUAUAUAUAUAUACCAUCGUGCCUGUCCCUUAAAUGUACAAACUAAACUACUCCAUAAUAUAUAGGAACAUAUAUGUAUAAAUGCAAUAAUAAAUUUUGAAAAUAUUUUAGAAUUAUUGAAUUAAUUGUCUGUAAUAAUUCGACCUUUAUGUAAUUUAUAUAUUUAUCAUAAAUUCUUCUGUUAUUUGCAUAUGUUACAAGAAAUCUUAACGGAUCUCCUUUUAUUGUUUAAUUUAAAUUUCCUUUAUAUAAACAUUCUUUGUCUCUUCGUAUGUAAAAAAAGUAGGCUGUAUAUAAUUAUUAUGAAUAUAGUCCAGAAUUGAAUUUCAUUCUACAAAGAUAUAACAUGUCUAGAAAUAAAAUGUCACUGUGGUUAGUUACAAACGACUGAAACGUAACCGGUGAAAUAAAUUUCUAUACACAGAUACUCAUAUUGCGCAGGAACUAUGUGUGAUUAUUCAUAUUCUCAUUGAAACGCAUCAUCUCAUAAAAAUCGUAAAACAUUAUAUUAUAAUUUAAAAAUAGUAAAUAAACUUAAAAAGACUAAUGAGUAUAGGUUUUUCAAGUCAAUACUUAUAUUUUCGUUUUUUUUUUUGUAAUGCGACUUAUUUAUUAUGUUGUGAUAAUAAUUGUAAACAUAUUUGUACUUUGGAUAGCGUUCUGUUGAAUUUCUUAGCGCGUUUCUUAAAUAAAAAUUGCUUAUAAAAGUUUAUUUGAUUUUCUCGUUAUCUGUCUAAAUGUACAUACAUUAAUAAAAAGAAACUUUGCUAUUUUAAUAAAUUAUCGUUCUGAUUUUGAAAUGUGCAUAAAAUUAAAUUUUAUGACAUUUGGAUAGAUAAUGAAAAAAGUUUUUUUUUAAAUGUACUGGUGCUAGGCUACUAGAUCAUUCAAUUGUGCCUCGACGGUUAAAAUUCCUUUUAUAUUAUCUGUUGACGUCAGUUCCUAUGUUAUGACUAAGGUACAGACAAAAAAUCCUAGUAUUUCUUUAAAAACCGUGUUCCUCACUACUUAGAAUAUUAUUAUUAAAAGAAACUACCGUUCAAUAUUAAACAUAUUAUAAAAUAAAUGUUAUUGAAUUAUUCUGAACCGUCGAGGCGAAAACCUCUUACAAAGUUUAUUAGAUAGUGCUUAUUAAUAAAUAAUAAUUAAAAAAUCGGUACUCUGUAUCAGAGUGACUGUGUGCGCUGAUGAUAAACGUAAUCUCUAAUCAUACAUAAAUUUUUAAUUAUAGUGUGAUUAAUCAUUUAUGUUAUAUUUUUAUUUAUAGCGAGCUCUUUCAGACGGGACCGUUCCCAUCGGUUCAGUGUGAAAGCGCUCUAUACUGAGAUUUGUAACCUGAGUUUUAUUUUUGCCUUGCAAUGAAUUCGUUUUGUAUAGAAGUGUUGCGUUAAUUGAACAAGUGAGGGAUGCGAGGUGCGACGUGCGGGUCGUGCUAGUUGGAAUGCUUUAUUAUGAUAAACCUAUUUUAACAUCGCACAUUAUAAUAAAUUAAUCGAAAUUGGA